AUGACGAGCCCUCCGAGCUCGCCGCCUCCCGUGGAAUCGCCUAAAUCUGACGUAUUAAAUCACAUUACUGAAAAUAGUCUCCUGAAGGAAGAGCGGGACGCGCGUGAUGAGAACAGAAAGGCAGAGGAACAAAGGGCAAUUGCUGCUCGGAAACCAAGGAGGAAGAAGAAGGCUGAGACUAAAUCAGAGCGCGAGGCCAAGGCUCGAGAGUUGGACGAGUUGCUGAUGAAGAGCGCGGCUUUCAGUGAUAUCCUGACCAAGAAGACGCAAGUUCUUGGACGAGUUGGCAGUAGUCUUGAUGGUAAGACGCUAGGCGAACAUAAUCUGCAAAUGGCGAAGCAACCCAAAUGCAUGGUAGGAGGAACUAUGCGCGACUACCAGUUAGAGGGCCUAACUUGGAUGUUUGAGAUUUGCUCUCAAGGCAUGAGCGGGAUUCUUGCCGAUGAAAUGGGAUUAGGCAAAACUGUCCAGACCAUUGCUUUGAUCGCACUACUUCGUGAACAGGAAAACUACCUCGGACCCCAUCUCGUCGUCGCGCCGUUGAGCACGCUGUCGAAUUGGAUGGACGAGUUCCACAAGUGGACUCCAUCCAUUCCCGUCAUCAUGUAUCAUGGAAAUCAAGCUCAACGCCAAGAAAUCUUCCGGACUAAUAUGCUGAAGAACCUCAAGGGUGGCAGGCCGACGGCCAAAUUUCCGGUUGUUUGCACUUCAUAUGAAAUGGUUUUGCGAGAUCAGCAUAACCUGUCCCGGAUCCAGUGGGAAUUCAUUAUUAUCGAUGAAGGACAUCGGAUGAAGAAUGCAGAAGCCAAGCUCUUUCAGCAACUACGGCAAUUCUCAUCCGCGACAAGACUGCUAAUUACGGGUACCCCUCUGCAGAACAACUUGAAAGAGCUUUGGUCAUUGCUACAUUUCUUGCUGCCGAAUAUCUUCACUGACUGGGAAGCAUUCGAGUCAUGGUUCGACUUUUCGGAUUUGGAGGACGAGAGAGGCACCGAGGAAUUUAUUGCCGAUCAGAUGAAGCAGGACCUAGUUAAAAAGAUCCAUCUUAUUCUACAGCCCUUGCUGUUGCGCAGAAUCAAGCAGGAUGUUGCGGCGUACCUGCCUAGAAAGCGGGAAUAUGUUCUGUUCGCGCCCAUGACAAAGGAGCAGACGGAUCUCUACAAUGUCUUUACCAACAAAGAGAUUGAUACGAGGCAAUAUCUUGAACAGAAAGUCACGGAAAAGGUCAAUAGCGCGAUGGCAUCGGGCAGUUCAACUCGCGCAUCCUCGCGAUCUAGUAGUCACACUGCGGCGGUUGCCAAGAAGAAUGGAAGCUCAAACAAAAGUACCAUUUCUCUUCCCGUACGGCAAAGCCCCCGUGGCAAGAAAGCGGAAAACAAGCCAAUAUCCUCGAUUCCAAAUGCUUUUAGCCUGAUGAUGAGAAAGCGUUCAGCCAGUCAACCACUGAAGGGCGACGCGCAGAAAACCCCGGCAACCCCGGCAAAGCAGGCCACAAAGAGGAAAAGCCCGCCAACCUCUGUGAGAUCAGAGACAAAGAGUGCGAGAUCAAGCCGUCACUCAACCCCAGCUAGCACUCGUGGUAGAUCACAGAGAGGAAAGACGUAUGCAGAGGCGGACUCUGAUGAGGAAGACGCCCUGUCUGAUGAUGCAUUCGAAGCCAAGCUCGCAGGUGAGGUAGAGAGCGAGGAGGAGGAGGAAGUCGAUGAACUUCAAUCACCGGAGGAAGUCGAGCGAGCCCAGACAUUAGAACUUGCCAAAAAACAGUUGGCGCAGAAGAAACUGGGAAACCCGCUGGCCCAACUGAGACUCGUGUGCAACAGUCCUCACAAUUUCUAUAACCCCUGGGCUACAUCCACACAUAUUCCUGUCGAUGAAUCCAUUAUUACUUGCUCGGGCAAAAUGCUGCUUCUCGAUCGACUCCUGCAGAAGCUGUUCGAUAGGGGUCACAAAGUCUUACUAUUCUCCCAGUUCAAAACCCAACUGGAUAUCCUGGAAGAUUAUAGUAGAGAGCUCCGAGGUUGGAAUGUCUGCCGUAUCGACGGAUCUGUCCCGCAAGACAGCCGUCGCCAACAAAUACAUGACUUUAAUAAUGACGCUGACUAUAACCUCUUCCUACUAUCAACCCGAGCCGGCGGCCAGGGCAUCAACCUGGCAUCAGCCGACACCGUCAUCCUCUUCGACAGCGAUUUCAACCCGCAGCAAGAUCUUCAGGCGCAGGACCGGUGCCACCGCAUCGGCCAAACCCGCCCCGUCAUCGUAUAUCGCCUCGCUACAAAGGACACAGUUGAGGAGUCUCUCCUAAUGUCAGCGGACGCCAAGCGCCGUCUAGAAAAGCUCGUCAUCAAAAAGGGUGGAUUCAAGACCAUGGGCCAGAAGAUGGAGAAUAAGGAACAACUUGAUGCAGAGACGCUGCGGGCCUUGCUACUAAAGGAUGGGCAGGUGUAUGAGGCAUCGGGGGGCGAUCAGAUCCUGAGUGACGAGGAUCUUGACACGCUGUGUGAUAGAUCAGACGAGGCAUAUGAAAGAGCGGCCAGUGGUCUGGAUGACGCAGAUGGGUAUCGUGUAGUUGAGACGGGUGCGGAUUCUAUAAAGAUGGCGAGAAGGGAGUAG
This is a messenger RNA of Metarhizium brunneum ARSEF 3297, 2610 nucleotides long. It is a transcript of the gene HELLS, whose product is annotated as Lymphoid-specific helicase. The record is from RefSeq and is a predicted model, not a curated record. Gene Ontology annotation, cellular component: nucleus. NCBI's taxonomy places the organism in Eukaryota, Fungi, Ascomycota, Sordariomycetes, Hypocreales, Clavicipitaceae. Gene Ontology annotation, molecular function: ATP binding; ATP-dependent chromatin remodeler activity; DNA binding.